Clonostachys rhizophaga is the source of this 3531-nucleotide messenger RNA. The record is from the annotation of a GenBank genome assembly. NCBI's taxonomy places the organism in Eukaryota, Fungi, Ascomycota, Sordariomycetes, Hypocreales, Bionectriaceae.
AUGGCUGCAAAUGGUACGCACCUCAUCAGCCCUUCAGCAGCCACGCGAUCAGUCUCAUCACCCACGACGCACGGCAAUGGUACUUUCGCCAUUUCCGCCGAUACUUUCCCCCCCUUCGGUCGACCAGACUUUAUUAACUCUCAUCCCCAAGGCAAUAACUACCCGCCAAGCCAAAACGGCGCCUCUCCAAACUGGAACCCUGCGGCCCUCCUGCAGCCCCAUCGCAGGACACAGAGCGGAUUCCAGCCUUCUCGCUCGGGAAAUCCCAGUGCUCCCACGUCUCCCUUUCUAGGCCCAAGAGAGGUUCUGCCCGCCAGGGCCAGUACUCCGCUUGUAUUCCAGUUCGAUAGCAGGCAUGGCAGUCCUUCUGCUGGCCCGUCAAGCCAAGCUUCGACGCCGUCCAGUGAUACCCCGGGUGCUAACGGCCAGGGGCAGUGGAUUGAGCGGAUGAAUAACGUUCAAAGCCGGCCAGAUGUUCCUCAGCCCAAGAGACGCAAAACCGAAGAUGGUCAGGACUUUCAGUUCAGGACUAAUGUUCCUGUGCGCAGCAGCAGUGGGGUCUUUGGAGACUAUGUUAGAGACAUGCAGUAUAAAGCUAGGAUCAGUGCUGCUCCAACGGCCCUGUCUAUGACUGUCGAUUUAACUGAGGGUGAGGACCCCUUCCCCUUGCCAGGUCAAAUAUUUCGCUCUCGAUCAAGGACUAACACAGCUUUACCACGCGCAGGCAAUGAUGACGAGGCGACUGUGGUCGAGGACCCCAGAGACGAAGAAGUCUGCUACGGAAUGGUGCAGACCAGCUUAAAUUGCUCAAAGGUCCCAUCACCAAAACCCGGCACUAAGAGCAUUUUUGGUGAGGGGUUCAAUCCGGCCAUCAAAAUUGUUCUCAAACGCCAAGUAGGGGACAAGACGCAAAAAAUCCAGGCUUACGACCACACAAGAGAUAUCAUUGGCUUGGUUGACGCUUCUAGUGCAGCUGCAUUGUCGCCAUUGCUUGAUUCCAAUAUUCGAAUGAGGACUGACUGCCGCAUUCAACAGCGUAAGAAGGAGCCUGGUGAAGAACCAGGCCAACCCACGUCGAGAUCCUACCCACUAGAUGUGGUAGUCUAUGGUCGGAUCAGAUACUCCAAAAGCGUGGGGAACUGGUUGGGCAAGCAUAAGCUUAGGCUCAUCGCCCCCUACCUGGUGCAAAAAGGCAUUCGCGUUCACAAUCCGCAUGUGGUUGAAUACCGCCCACCCCCACCAAAAGUUUAUAACCCCGAAAUGAACGGUUCCUCGGUCAGCUCUUCAACAAGGACUGUGGAAGAAAUGCGCUCUGAGGUCAUGGGUGUCUUCGACUCGCUUACCCGCAGUGAGGACCUCCCGUUGAGGGACCCUGAUCCAAUCAUCACCACUCCACUACUGAAGCAUCAAAAGCAGGGCCUGUCCUUCAUGAUGAGGAGGGAAGAAACCAGAACUAAUGAGCCGGGAGACAAUGCCAUGGUUUCCUUCUGGCAGACAAAGAUAGCACCCAACUACGAGAAGAGAUACUACAACGUUAUUACCCAGCAAACUCAAAGGGAGCCGCCCCCAGAGACUCGUGGCGGUAUCCUAGCUGAUAUGAUGGGUCUGGGAAAGACCCUCAGCAUAUUAUCUCUUAUAGCUAGUUCGUCUGCAUCUGCGACACAUUGGGAGAGCCUCCCACCUCAACAACCGACAGCCCCAGAGACCAAGCCUUCCAGACAGGAUGUCUUGAGCUCUCAAGCAUCAUUGCAACUCACGCCUCUUUUGCGAAACGCCAAGACAACUUUGCUCAUCUGUCCUCUGAGUACCGUAACAAACUGGGAGGAGCAGAUCAAACAACAUGUUCUCCCUGACAGCCUCUCGUAUCAUAUUUAUCAUGGGUCGAAUCGAAUCAAAGAUCCUGAGAGGCUUGCUUCCUUUGACCUUGUCAUCACAACGUACGGGUCAGUCUCAAACGAACUCAGCGCUCGGAACAAGGGCAAAGAGGGGAUCUACCCCUUGGAGCAGAUCGGUUGGUUCCGUAUCGUUCUAGAUGAGGCGCAUAUGAUUCGUGAACAAGCGACACUGCAAUUCAAGUCAAUUGUUCGCUUGCAAGCAGACCGGCGUUGGGCUGUCACAGGAACGCCUGUUCAAAACCGUUUGGAGGACCUGGCUUCCCUGCUGGCCUUCCUUCGUCUGUAUCCGUUCGAUCACCGCGGCAGAUUCACCCGUUACAUUGUCGAGCCUUUCAAAGCCCUUGAUCCCGAAGUUGUGCCAAGGCUUCGAAUUCUCGUCGACACAGUUACGCUACGACGUCUCAAGGAUAAGAUCAACCUGCCGCCAAGGAAAGAUUUGGUGGUCAGACUCGAAUUCAGCCCUGAAGAACGUGCCAUCUACGACUUGUUCGCCAAAAACGCACAGGAUCGCGUCAAAGUUCUCUCCGGAUCUCAUGAUGGCCAUGUCUUGGGUGGCAACACCUAUAUUCAUAUCUUAAAGGCUAUUCUGCGUCUACGACUUUUGUGUGCGCAUGGGAAAGAUCUUCUCAACGAAGAGGAUCUCAAGUCGCUCCAGGGAAUGUCCGCUGAUAUGGCCAUCGAUAUCGAUGAUGACAACGACGAAAAACCAGCUCUAUCAGAUGCCAAGGCGCACGAAAUGUUUGCUCUUAUGCAGGAAACCAAUAACGAUGCCUGCAUUGACUGUAGCAAGAAGUUGGGUACAAUGGACGCAGCAAACCUCGACUCGGAUGGGCAGGAAGAUGUUCUAGGGUACAUGACGCCUUGCUUCCAUGUGAUCUGCCGAGCCUGUAUUCGAAAUUAUCGGGAUCGAGCCAAAUCUCUCCUGGAUGCAAGCCAGCAAGCUGGGUUGUGCCCUGUAUGCCGUUCUCAUGUCAAGUUCGAGUUCGUACAACUGCAUCGGCGAGAUGUUGAUGCCGAACAUGAUGGGCCUGCUAAAUCCCAAGCAAAGGGAACAAAGAAGAAACUUGACAACUACAGCGGACCUCACACGAAGACCAAGGCCCUCAUCGAGGACUUGCUCAAGUCAAAGGCUGAAAGCGAGGCAAAUCCACAGGAGCCCCCGUUUAAAUCCGUGGUAUUUUCCGCAUGGACCUCGCAUCUUGAUCUCAUUGAAAUAAGCCUUCGAUCCGUCGGUAUUACGUUCACCAGGCUCGAUGGCACAAUGUCUAGAACAGCUCGCACGGCCGCAAUGGACAGUUUCCGAGACGACAACAACGUUCACGUCAUCCUCGUUUCCAUCAUGGCGGGUGGGCUGGGCCUCAACUUGACGUCUGGAAACAAUGUAUAUGUUAUGGAGCCACAAUACAACCCUGCCGCCGAAGCCCAGGCUAUUGAUCGAGUCCACCGCCUGGGACAAAAGCGGCCCGUUCGGACCGUGCGAUAUAUCAUCCAAGACAGCUUUGAGGAAAAGAUGCUAGAGUUGCAGGACAAAAAGAAGCGAUUAGCAAGUCUCAGCAUGGACGGCCAGAGUAAGACUCUGGACAAACGUGAAGCAGCGAUGCAAAAAUUGAAGGACAUUCGAAGCCUCUUCAAAUAG